UUAUAGAAGUAGGAAACAAUUAAGGCAUAAAUUAGCUCUAAUAGGAAUCUAAUUAUCUGAUGCACCGUUGGUUGCAUAAUCGUUGGCAGCCAGAUCUGAGCGAGACAACGCAGGAGUCUAUAUAUUUGUGGAUGUAUCAAAAUACAUGCACAUAACAAAACCAAAAAUAUGUGUUCGUAGUUGCGUGCUGUGUGUGUAUAUAAACGCGGAUUAGUUCAAUACCAAUUAUGUGUCCAAAUGUGCAGAGUUAGUUAGGAUAUAGAUAUAUAUAAAUACGGAAAAUAUACAUCGGCAUCGGAAAAUGGGGCCCAAGAAGAGGAAAGCCGCCAAGCAGCCCCAAGCUCUAUCAUCGGAUCAGGAGGAUGCGCCGAAGACAACAACAACAGCAGCAGCAGCAGCAUCGACGAGGAAGACCAGGUCUCAGGGAAAGCUUAUUAAGAGAGAAGUGCCCCAAUUGCUGCCAGUGAAAGGAGUGAAAAAGAUGCCUGCAGUGAAACCCAAGCCCCGAUUAACAAAGAGGAUUGGCAAGUUUCGUGGCCUGAAUGAAGUGAGCACUGAGGAGGUUGCAGUUGCUUCUGCAGAUGCAGAGGAGCUUAGUAGCAGCAGCACCCCAAGCACUGAGAGCCUUGAGCCUCCCGUUGAAACCAUGGAAAUUAAAGAUGUUGAAUGUGAAGAAUUAAGUGAAGCACAAGAGGUGCAGGAGCAGCCAGAGGCGAUCAAUUCUGAUGAUAUUGAGUCUGAGGUUAUUCUGGGCUGCAUCGAGGAAGAUUUUUAUGUGCAACAGGAGGAAAUUAUUGCUGAAGAGGACUCAAACACAGUCACUAAAAUUGAAGAUACACAGGAAUAUCAAGAUAAAAUUGAAGCAAAUAAAACAGAUGAAAUGGAGCAUAUCCAAAUACGCAAUGAUGAAAUUCAAGAGGAAAUGAUUGAAAAUUCAGAGAAUUUAGAUGUUAUGGAAGUAGAAACUUGUAAGGAUAUAAUUAUGGGAAGCUCUGAAGAAAGUAUUCCAGGUGAUAAAGAAGAAAGUAUACCUCAAGAUGAUAAAGUAAUAGUGGAAACUGUAAGCAGUGAAGAUAGUAGCACCAUGACUAGUAAUAGCGAAGAAAUAACGACGAGCGAGGAAUCCGUGAACGAUGAUAACAAACGGGAAGAGAUCGUAGAAACUGUAGACGGAGAUGCGGCAGAACAGCAAGAUUUAAAACAUGAGACUGUUGCGAGCGAGGAAGACUCUAAUUUCACUAGCGAAUUAUCAGAUAACGAGGCUCAGAUUGCAAGCGCGAAAAACGAUGAUGAAGUUAAAAACGUGGAGGAAGUAAACGAAGAAACAGAAAUUCAGGUGACGACAGUGGAAGAUGCGGUGGAAAAUUCCGAUGUUUCGGAAACGACUGAUAUUUUAAAAACUGCUUCUGACGUGUCCAGCGAAGAUUCAGAGGUGAAGAGUAGCUCGGUCUCAUCGAAUACGGACGACAGCGAAUCGAAAUUGGAGGAGAAAAGUAGUGAGGAAGAGGUGAUCACCAGCGAUGUUAAAGACGACAAUGUGAUUGAUAGCGAAGUUAAAGACGACGAGGUUGAGGGUAUGGGUGAUGGUAAAGGGGAAAUAAGUUUGGAGACGAUUAGUAAGAGCAUAGAGGAGAUGGAAGACGAUAAGGAGGUGGAGGUGGUGUCCAAGGAGAUGGUAGAGUUGAAGAUCGAAACUGAGGAUAAACCCAAGGUGAUUUUGCCGAGUCGGAAGAGUAAGAGGAUUUCGUUGAAGCGAGAUAAGUUGAAGGCGGCCAGCACGGAUGUGAAGGCGAAGGAGGUGGCUAAAGAAGAUGAGCAGGAUGAAGUCAAGGUGGAGAUGAAAACUGAAGAGGAGAAGCCUGCAGAAGAAGCGGAGGUGAAAACUGAGAUAAAGGAGGAGGUUUUGACGGAAACGGACACGUCGGAGAAGAGCGACGAGCCCAAGGUGGAUCCGCCGAAGAUCGCGAUCAAAAAGAAACUGAAGAAGGAGCAAGAAACGAAGCAGACUGAUAACAAUAACGUAAAGAAAAAGAGGGUGGUGAAGGUUUCACCGAAGCAAACAGCAGCUUCGCGGCAGAGCAAGAAGAACGAGGAGCUGGCGAACGAAGCCAUCCGCAGAUCGAGUCGCAUCAAGACGAUAAGCAGCCAAAAGAAGUCUGCGAGAGGAAAGGGUUUGGUGAAGAAGGAAUCGAAUAACACGGAUAAUUCGGAUAACAGCAACUCGGGAAAUGCGGAGUACGAGAAGUCUUCGAGGGAUUCACCGGCUUUGGUCGCGCCCACGAAGAGUAUCGUCGACUCGAAACCGGUGAAGGUCAAAUCGCGCUGGAGACGGACCAGCGAAUUGGAAAUGAACACGAGCAGAAGCUCCUCUUCGUUGGGUGAAAGUAGCGUGGUGAAUGCCCAAAGUGGAAACAAGAAGAUGGAAGUCGACGAAGAGGUGGAACGACGCUUGAAGCAGUUCGUGCAUCUCAAGGAGAAUCAGUAUCUGACGGAAAGGAUCAGCUGCAAGGAGGCCAAGAAAAUGACAUGCGACUGUUUCCUCACGCAGGAUGAAAUCCAACAGGGUGAGUUCGGCUGUGGAGAGGAUUGCCUGAAUCGAUUACUCAUGAUUGAAUGCGGAAAUCUAUGCACGGUGAACGACAGGUGCACGAACAAGAGGUUCCAGAAGGGACAGAGCGCCCCGUGCGAAGUAUUCAGGACGGAGAAGAAAGGUCUUGGCAUUCGAGCUGCUGCAAACAUCCCUUAUGGAGAAUUUAUUUUGGAAUAUGUUGGCGAAGUUUUGGAUCCGGAGGAGUUUGAGGAUAGGGCAGCCGACUAUUCCAAGGAUAAAAAUAGACAUUACUACUUCAUGUCUUUAAGAGCUGACGCUGUUAUAGAUGCAACACAAAAGGGUAACAUUUCGCGAUUCAUAAACCACUCGUGCGACCCGAACGCCGAGACCCAAAAAUGGACUGUGGGAGGUGAACUCAGGAUCGGAUUUUUCAGCACUCGAACAAUUUUAGCCGGUGAAGAAGUCACAUUCGAUUACCAAUUUCAGAGAUACGGAAAAGAAGCGCAGAAGUGUUUUUGCGAGGCAACGAACUGCAGAGGGUGGCUAGGGGAAGAGCCUGAUGAUGAUGAAGAAGAAGAAGAGGACGAGGAGGAUGAAGAGGAAGAGGAGGGAGUCGUCGAGAAGGUCAUUGAGUUGGAUUCGGAGAAGGUCAAGGAGAUCGUCAGCGAAGAGGUAGCGCCGGAGAAUAUUAAGGAAGAGGAGAAGGCCGAGGAGAAGACUCUGGAAGUAACGGAAAUUCCGGUACAGAAGGAGAAAUCGCCGAAGAAGGAGAAGAAAGCGAAGGUGAAGAAGAUCACGCGAAAGGACAUCUUCGAGGAUCUUGCUCUGGACGAUGAAAUAGCGUCGCUGCAGACGACCGGGCUAAAGAAUCAAGCGCAUACGUUGAAGCUGAGCAGGUUGAUGGUGCGCGCCAAGGAGAGUAAUCAAAGGGCGAAAUUGCUAGCGAUCCUCAAAGCCGGGGAUAUGCCCUGCAGGAGACUCUUCUUGGACUACCACGGGUUGCGUUUGAUGCAUGGCUGGAUGACGGACGCCCAGCAGUUGGCCAGCGAGGAUAACGAUAUGGAAUACAUGCGCCUGGAAACGCUUCAGACGUUAUCCACGCUGCCCAUACCCAAUAAGACGAUGCUUCAGGAUUCGAAGGUGCUAUCGCUCGUGGAGAAGUGGUCGGUUUCUGAAAAGCCGGCUGAAUCUUCAGAAGAUUCCGAAAGCAAUUCACCGCAGUUGGAGCAGGAGCCGGUGCCCGAGGUGGUGCCGGAGAAGAGAGAGGAACCGGUGGAGAACGACGACGAGGAGGAGAUCAGGAGAUCCGUAGGAAUGGACUUUGUGAAUCGACCCACGUACAAGGAGUUCGAUUUCAAGAAUAUAGCAGAUGAACUGAUCAAUAUCUUCGAUGAUGCUGCGGAGGCUUCUCCGAUUGCUUUCGAAGAGAAGGAAGCUGGUAACAAACCGAACAUAAUUGCGGAUAUUUUGGCUCUCGCUUCGAAGUUAUUGGAGACCUGGGCCAAUUUGAAGGAGGUGUUCAGGAUCCCUAAGAAGGAGCGGAUAGAACAGAUGAAGGAGCACGAGAGGCAGGCGGAUAAAAGAUAUAAGGCGAUGGCCUUUGAGCAAGUGGAGAAUCAGGAAAAGAGGGGCAGGGAGAACAGAUAUUCGAGGUCCAAUUAUCGUCCGUCCAACAGAUUCGGGGAUUGCGACAGAAACCGCAAGAAUGAGAGGAUACCUUCAACUGGUAAUAGCGUUUGCUCGACCGGUCAUAAUUCUUAUCCGAGGAUAAGCAAGCACGAGAGAAGAAAACUGUUUGCUAUGCAGGUGGAGCAGCAGGCGGAGGAGGAGAGACGCAGAAAGCAGAGGGAGUCGUGGAGGCAACACGAGAAGCACUGCAUGAUGAUGGGCACGGAUCCUAGGUUCACGGCACCCUACGAUCCGAAUCGUGGUUACCAGUGUAUAUGGAAUCCGCAGAUCGGACAGUGGCAAAACUACGCUCUGUCCUCCGAUCAGCACGUCCUCUUCAAUCAGAUGCCCAAUUCGAAUUUUCCCUUCGUGCCUAGACCUCAGAACAUGUCGGUGCCUCCACCGCAGAAGAUGCAUUCUAUACCGCCACCGCAAGUGCACGGGAUGCCGCACGUCAUGCCCAACAUCCAUAGUCUUCCACCAACCGCAAUCAAUCAUCCAAUGCCGAGCGGAAUUCCGGCCGCCCUCGUUCCGCCCAUCGUGGCUCCACCUACGAUGGCCGAGGCAAGUAUGGGUUCGAUGCCGCCCAUGCCCAAUAUACCGCCAAUGCCAACGCUUCCAUAUCACGACAAAGUCGAGGACCCGUCGCAGGUGACGUUCAUGGGUCCCAUACCACCGCCCGCCAAACUACCAGCAAAGUGGAAAUGCGCCAAGGACAAAUACGGCAGACCGUACUAUUACCACGUCAAGAUUAGGAAAUCGCAAUGGGAGCCACCGGAAUUACCACCUGAAGAAGUCGAAUAUUAUUCAGAGUCGACGUCGAGUUCGGACACGAGCAGUCUGAGCUCGGAUUCGAGUUCGGAGGAUACGGACAGCGAUGACAUCGAUGAUGAACAACUCAUGUUGGAGAUCCGCAGCAAGUUCAGCAGGAUGGAAGCGCAGAAGAAGCUGUUGAAGUCACGCGGCGGAGAUCCCGAUGACCUGGAGCACGGCCUGGCGGAGGCGCACGACAGUAUUAUGCCCGAUGAUCUGGACGAGUCCAGUCUGCAGGACGAUGACAGAACUGAGGACAAAUCGUCUUUGGAUCGGAGGAUAGAAGAGUUGGGCAUUCUCAGGGAUACGCCUCCAGUCAAGAAGCGCAGGAUAGGGUUGGUUCAGGAAAUAAUUAUUAGCCCAAGAACUGAGGAGGACAGUAAACAGUUUAAGGAGAAUAUCAAAAAGUACAAGCAAAAUAAGGAGAAGCUGCGGAAGCAGAAGGAAAUGAUCAUGCAGCAAAGCAAGAAGGUGAUGGCCACGUUGCCUCCGAGCACGUCCUCCACGACCAGUCUGUCGACGCCUCCUUCCACGCCCUCCUCGGCAUCAAGCGGCGUCAAACCGAAGAAGAAGUUGGCGGUGAAGACGAAGCUGAAAGAGAUGGACAACAAUAACGAGGCGAGUCGCAAGAUCAAGGAGAUCUUCAGGUCGAAUAUGGCCGGAGUGAUGGUCGGUAUCUUGAACGCGUAUAGGAAAUUAGACUGCAAGCAAGGACGAAUCACGAAUACCGAUGACUUCAAGCAUUUGGCCAGAAAGUUAACGCAUUUCGUGAUGCUGAAAGAGCUGAAGCACUGCCAAAAGAUCGAGGAUCUGACGUGCACGGAAAGCGUGAAGGCGAAAGCCAAGGAGUUUGUGCGUAAGUACAUGUCCAAGUUCGGCGAACAGUACAUACGUCCGCCGGACGACUUAGAUAAUUACGGUUGAGAGUCAUAUACAUAUAUAUACUUCAUAAAAGACAACAAAACAUUUAGGGAAACGGAGCGAAAGUAAAAAAAAAUAAGAAAUGAAAAUGAAAUAUUAUUAAAACAGAUUUUCUAGAGCAAGAUCCACGCAUAUAUAUCUGUGAUAUAAUUAAUUGAAGAAGAGUGCCGUCGCGUACGUUCGUUGGUUUUCCUUCUCUCUUCUAGUGUAAUUUUAUAUUAUUAACAAAAAAAAAACAGUCUUGUGUUCAUUCUGAUCUAAUGAUUGAUGAUUAUAAAUCUUCUCUAUAUAUGUAUAUUUUUUUUUCCACUAAAUCAGGUGUCAAUUUAAACAAUUUCUUUUAUUUCUAUUUG
Molecule: messenger RNA, 6306 nt
Organism: Nicrophorus vespilloides
Lineage: Eukaryota; Metazoa; Arthropoda; Insecta; Coleoptera; Silphidae
Gene: Set2
Product: probable histone-lysine N-methyltransferase CG1716
Exons: 9
Coding region: 302-5956 (1884 amino acids)
Biological process (GO): regulation of DNA-templated transcription
Cellular component (GO): nucleus; chromosome
Molecular function (GO): histone H3K36 methyltransferase activity; protein binding
Source: RefSeq, a predicted model, not a curated record